GGAGGGCAGAUGAGGGGGCGUCAGGAACAGAAAGAGAGAGAGUGAAAGAGUAACUCAUUAGCUCAUUACAGCAGUAAUUCUCUCAUAUUCUUCCAAUGGUUAGGGAGUGUGUUAGUUAGCCACAGUUUAAAGAUCUCUAUAAAGGACAGCUACAGUAGGUGGACAAGAGAGCAAACCAUCUAAUUGAGCAUUUAACAUUUAACAAUUAUUGUUUUUAGGGAAGAUUAACUCAUGACUAGAAUAUGGACUUGAAGAAGUAAACUGCUUUAUUAUUUUUUGAGGAAUCCCUGGAAGAAGAUCUGGAGUGUGUGGAUCAAGAGCUUGAAGAAUGCAGGCUGUGCCUGGUUUUAGGUGCAGAGAGCAGGGCGAGGGCUCUUUGCAGCAACUCAUGCCAAGAAUGGUACGGGUAACAGGAGCAGGAGGACCAGCCUCGAAUGCUGGGGGUCUCCAGGGGCCUCUCAGAUCUUCGAAACCCCCUCGUGAGCUCAGUGCGGAGGAGCAACAGGAGCUGCGGAGAAAGAUUAACAGCCGUGAGAGGAAGAGAAUGCAGGACCUCAACGUGGCCAUGGAUGCUUUACGGGAGGUCAUGGUACCCUACUCUUCUUCUCCCACCGGUGUAGGGGGAACACUGCAGCACCCUUAUCUCCCUACUGGAGUCCCUCCAACCGGACGGCGCCUAUCCAAAAUCUCCACGCUGGUGCUGGCUCGUAACUACAUCCUGCUCUUAGGCUCUUCCUUGCAGGAGAUGAGGCGUCUGCUGGGCGAGGUCAGCAUUGGGAUGGGCGUUAGUGGGACUGUACCACGUCUGCUGCUGACAGGAGGGUGGCCAUUUCUCACCGGGCCGGGACAGCUUCUGCUUUCCUCCCCUGAGCAGCAACUGGGUGCAGCAAAGUGCCCUCUCCUGCCUCAGGGUGCCCAAGAGGAGCCCUUGGCUUGGGGGUCAGGCAGCAUGUCGGAGAGCCCAGUGUGCCAGUGUGGGGUGUGCCGGACCCCACGGGUGGUGCACGUUAAUCCCGCCACACGCUUCCCAAAGUGAUUCCAACAUGCCUUGGAGAAAGGCUAAAAAAGAACAAUACAACAACAUGCAGUUUUUUUAAUGUCUGUGGAGGGUGAGGUGUUUGGUUAUUGAAUUUUUCUGUAACACAUUACAUAAUAAGGUCCAAUUUGUUAACCUUAUGCGUAGUUUACCCAAUGACGUCAUGAUGUUUUUAAAUCUGUUUGACUUUCUUUUGUGGAACACAAAAAAUGAAAUCGAUUUUUUUUUUCAAUAGAAGAAAAAAAGGUUUGGAAUUGUGAGUAAAUGAUAAAAAAUUUUCAUAAACAAACAUUGAGCAAUACUUUUACAGCAUUUAUCAAUCUUGAUUAAUGUUAAUUUCUACAUAUACUAAUCCAUUUUUAACAUUUCAAGUGGUUUAAACUUGAAUGUGCAAAUUGGCAUUAGCUAAUGUAAACAAACUGAACCUUUUUGGGAAGAGUUUUCAGUUUUUCAUUCUGCAAAAUCUCCUAGCCUUAACUGUCUCUCAUAUUGUGUUUUCUUAGAAUUAAACUAGUUAUACUGAAACAGUAUGUGUGCGCCUGUUGUUUAAAACUAGUGCAAAAGUUCAUCUCUUAGCACAUAUGCUGGUUUUGUUUUUUUCAUCUUGUUCUCUGUCAGAGUAAGCUUGUGUGCUCGGCUGCAUCCAAACGGAUUGAAAUAAUUAAUUGUGCACCCCUUUUGCAGCACAAGGACGGAGCCUUUCUUUCACCCCAGCCUUGCCUGAAGCCACCCCAUUCAACUCCCCUAACAAACCCCACAUCAAACCCGGCAGCCCAAUAAUAAUUAGCCCACACUCUUUCUCCAACCUCACCGUCUAUAAUCCACUCCCUCGUUCGCUGCUUGUCGAGGUAAAUGCGUUUACACGGGCCAGUGUGGUGCCAUUCAUUACUCUCUGUGAACAACAUAUUCAAACGGCCAGAAAAUGUGUUUCCACCAAAGGAGUUCACUUACCUAAAUUACAAACAACACCCUCUCCUGCACCCAAACUCUGACAUCCACCCCUCCAAAGGACAGCGGUUGAAAAAAAAAAAGAAGCAAUUCUUUCAAUGUCAGGGCACGGUGAAAGCCAUGAAAGAGGGGGAAAAGCAAUUCCAUCUUGUGGAUAGGGGUGCAUGAAUGAGAAUGCAGAUUAUAAUCAUAAGAAUAAUGAUAAAAUACAAGGAAUAAUCGGCCCUGCAGCAAAAGGGGAUUAGUCCGGCCAGGCGCGUGAAAGAGGGCGAGAGGCUGAAUGGAAAGAGUCUGUUGCCCAUCGCCCAGGACAAAAGGAGAGGUAUAUGCCAUUAAGUGAGAUUAGGGUUAAUAGGCCUUGAUUUUCUUACAAGGAGGUAAAAAAAGAAAAAGAAGUACAGAGGGGGGAGAGGUGGGACAGAGAAGUGGGAAAGAUCAAAGUAAGACCCUCCGACUUAAAACCCUUCUCUUUGCGAGGACGCACACACUCACUUUAACUUGCCACCUCUUACAUUUACAUAUAGCUGCCUUAUGUCCGCUGACAACUUGAAGAGAUUACCUCACUAAUUUCAGCUCACUUCAGUGCUUUUCUUAAAGCCAUCUCCUGUCCUACUCUCCUGAGGUGAUAACUUUCUCUCUGAUGAUGGUAGGCGUAUUGUGAGAAGGAUGUAGGGGUCUGCUCUCUCUUUGUGUUCAUUCUUCAGCUCAUCAGUGCAGCUAAAUCCAGCCAAAACAAAAUGAGACAAAAGAAGAGAAAGUAGAACGGGGUGUCCUAUUGUUCUCCACUAAAUGCCAAUGUGUCCUGGUAUACUUCAAUGAUAUAUGGCCUAACCAACCACUGUGUGAGUGUCUGUGUGUGCUGAAGAACUGACAUCUGCACUGUGAAUUCACAAAAUCUCAAAGUCUGAUCACAAAUGAGGAAAUGUUUGUAAAACCAGUCAAUAAAGUGUGUAUAAGAAUGUGUGUGUACAAGUUUUGAUACCAAAUUGGCAAAAAUGUCCUCAUAAAUAAAGUGAAACCU
Megalobrama amblycephala (Wuchang bream) is the source of this 3005-nucleotide messenger RNA. RefSeq names its product oligodendrocyte transcription factor 1 (gene olig1). NCBI's taxonomy places the organism in Eukaryota, Metazoa, Chordata, Actinopteri, Cypriniformes, Xenocyprididae. Gene Ontology annotation, molecular function: protein dimerization activity. Bases 329 to 1036 code for a protein of 235 amino acids. The transcript is spliced from 2 exons. The record is from RefSeq and is a predicted model, not a curated record.